This is a messenger RNA of Gadus morhua (Atlantic cod), 1461 nucleotides long. It is a transcript of the gene dpf2l, whose product is annotated as D4, zinc and double PHD fingers family 2, like. The transcript is spliced from 11 exons. The record is from RefSeq and is a predicted model, not a curated record. The coding region runs from base 57 to 1283 and encodes 408 amino acids. Gene Ontology annotation, cellular component: nBAF complex. Gene Ontology annotation, biological process: nervous system development. Lineage: Eukaryota; Metazoa; Chordata; Actinopteri; Gadiformes; Gadidae.
CAGAGCAGUAGUAUGCGCGUGCGCAGUAGCGCGCCACACAACCGCAACAAGCAAAGAUGGCGGCGGCCGUCGACAGUGUUGUGAAAGUGCUGGGGGAGCAGUAUUAUAAAGAUGCGAUGGAGCAGUGCCACAGCUACAACGCCCGGCUCUGUGCGGAGCGCAGCAUCCUCAUGCCGUUCCUGGACUCCCAGACCGGUGUGGCCCAGUCCAACUGCUACAUCUGGAUGGAGAAGAGGCACCGGAGUGCAGGCCUCGCCCCGGGCCAGCUGUACACGUACCCUGCCCGCCGCUGGAGGAAGAAGCGCCGCGCCCACCCCCCUGAGGACCCCCGCCUGGCCUUCCCACCCCUCAAAGCAGCUGACAUCGAGCUGGGCCUGAAGCGCGACACCCUGGGGGCCGCCGACGGCAGCAGCCUGGAGGCCCUGCUGAAGGGUGAGCCCCUGGACCGGAGGGGGGGCGCCGCCGCCGCCGAGGUCCGCGGGCCGGAGGAGGACCCCGUCCCGGAGCCCGUCGCCGCCUCCGCCUCCACCCACACCUCCUCUGGACGCAUACGCAAGCGGGUGCUGGACCACGACGACUACCUGGACGACCUGGACGAUGAAGACUUUGAGGACGAGACCCCAAAGAGACGAGGCAAGAGCAAGUCCAAGAGCCGCAGCGAGAGGAACAGCAAGAAGAAGUCUGAGGCGGCCGCCGCUGCCCUGGAGGAGCGAGACAAGCCCUACGCCUGUGACAUCUGUGGGAAGCGCUACAAGAACCGCCCGGGCCUGAGCUACCACUACACACACUCUCACCUGGCGGAGGAGGAGGGCGAGGACCGGGAGGAGGUCGAGGCUCCACCGCCUCCACGCCAGCCUGACGAGCCCAAGACCCCUAAGAAGGGUCCCAAUGGACUGGCCCUGCCCAACGACUACUGUGACUUCUGCCUGGGAGACUCCACCCUCAACCAGAAGACCGGCCAAUCAGAGGAGCUGGUGUCCUGCUCCGACUGCGGCCGCUCAGGCCACCCCACCUGCCUGCAGUUCACGGCGGUGAUGAUGGCGGCCGUCAAGACGUACCGCUGGCAGUGCAUCGAGUGCAAGUGCUGCAACGUGUGCGGCACCUCGGAGAACGACGACCAGCUGCUGUUCUGCGAUGACUGUGACCGAGGCUACCACAUGUACUGCCUCAGCCCCCCCAUGACGGAGCCCCCGGAAGGGAGCUGGAGUUGUCACCUGUGUCUGACGCUGCUGAAGGACAAGGCGUCCAUAUACCAGCAGAACCAGAGCUCCGCCUCUGAUUGAUCGGCCAGGCCCCCUUUUCAGUGAGCUAUGGGGAACCCCCAUCUCCCCGUCCCCUCGCUUUCAGAGCACCCCGGAGUGCGGUCUUAAACACACACACACACACACACACACACACACACACACACACACACACACACACACACACACACACACACACACACACACACACACACACACA